AUGGCUCUUUUUAACCACUCUGGUACUCCACCUGCUGAUAAUCUUCACGAAAAGGUGAAUCUUUUUGACAUAUAUGGUAAAGAUGAAACGGUUGAUAAUGCUAAUGAUGUAGAUGAUGAUGAUGAUAAUGGUGAUAAUAGAGAUAAUGGUAAAGAUGAAAUGGUAGUUUGA
Messenger RNA from Dictyostelium discoideum AX4, 171 nucleotides. RefSeq lists its product as hypothetical. Lineage: Eukaryota; Evosea; Eumycetozoa; Dictyosteliales; Dictyosteliaceae. The record is from RefSeq and is a predicted model, not a curated record. The coding region runs from base 1 to 171 and encodes 56 amino acids. The transcript has a single exon.